Durusdinium trenchii is the source of this 819-nucleotide messenger RNA. Lineage: Eukaryota; Dinophyceae; Suessiales; Symbiodiniaceae. The record is from the annotation of a GenBank genome assembly.
AUGGAGAAACUUUAUGGUUCUCAUCCCUUGUUCAAAGGGGUGCCUGGGUUGAGUGUGUGCAGCAUCAAGCUUGACACCUUGCACACCUUGGAUUUGGGUGCCUCUGCCUAUUGUUUCGGCAGUGUUCUGUGGAGCAUUCUCAACCAGUUGCCUGGCACCAACAGAGCCUCAGCAUGUUUGAAGUGUUUUUUGACAAGCACCCCUGGGGUUGGGCAGUUGUAUGAUGACCAGGGUGCGCCUGCCUCCAACAGAAUGAAGCACCUCACCAUGGCUGAUUUAGGGGGUGGUGGUGAUUCUUAUCCAUGCCUGAAGCAUAUAAAGGCAGCCAAGGUCAGAGCUUUUUCGCCAGUAUGUGUGGCCCUUUGCAAAAUGUACCAGGAGGACAGGCAUGGAAAGCACAGGCUGGCAAUGGUGGUGGCCUUGGACAAGGCCUACAAGAUUUUGGGGAAGACGUGGCAAGAGUGGGAUGGGGAGGCAAAGAAAGAUUUCCAGGUGGCCAUGUGCACUUUCCUAAGCCAUUACAGUUGGCUGGCAGAGGACAGCAUGCAUGCAGGCAGGAAUUUGUACAGCUUGGUGCAAAAACACCACCUCCUCUGCCAUUUGAGCACUACUGUGGGUGAAUAUUUCCACCCUUCAUUGGCCCACACUUAUGGAUCAGAAUCUUUCAUGGGCAUAUGUGUGCGCAUGGGGUCCUCUUGUACCAGGGGGACACCAGGGCACAAAGUGCCACUGAAGAUCUUAGAGAAGUUCAGGCUAGUGUUUCACCUCUUUUUGGAGGGUCACAUCACUAUGGAGAUGGAAGCCAUGGAUGAGGAGUAA